Molecule: messenger RNA, 852 nt
Organism: Penicillium salamii
Lineage: Eukaryota; Fungi; Ascomycota; Eurotiomycetes; Eurotiales; Aspergillaceae
Source: the annotation of a GenBank genome assembly
AUGGAGCUCAACCUUCUAUCCCGCUCAUUGGAUUCGUCCGUUUCACCUGGAAAACGAAACAUUGCCAUCGCCGAGAUUGUGAUAUACUCCUUGAUCCAUAUCACGCAGUUUAGUACAAGGUUUUUGCAAGAGCGACACUAUUGGCAUCAUACCAAGAAUAAAGGCAUCGGACGCUGUAUCUUUUAUUCUUGGUUCAGCAUGGUUGGCCUUUUGUCACAAAUUCGCAUAGCUGGCUCAGCUUUGGUACUCGCUUCUUCGCACCCAGACCAGUCAUUAGUCACUGCCGCAUCCGUCAUGCAAAGCGUGGGCCUCUCGCCUCUUUUGUUUGAAGUCAGCUUGGUGAUGCUGAGAUGUGGGCAGUCUGGAGAAACUGGACCCGGAAAUUCGAAAUGGACCAAGUGGAUCCGAUUCGCCCUGCACUUCUUCCGCUUCCCUAUAUUCUUUGCCAUUAUCCUCGCCGUGGUGGGUGGCAUUAUCCAGAUGCACGAAUUAGGGGAGGCUGGAUCAAUUCUUCUGAUUGUCACCUUUGUCUAUGUGUGCAGUUUGGUUACUUGGCUUGCGGUGAAAGCCCGGUCAGUUCUUCCCAAGUCUGGACAGCAAGCAGCUCUGUUGGUUGUUGUGACAUUGCCCUUCUUAUUGGUCCGGGUCAUCUAUUUUCUGUUGUUGGAGUAUGGUCCUCCUCAAUUUAAUCCUGCGAGUGGUGAUGUUGGAAUAAUGAUCGGAAUGGGUCUUUUGAUGGAGAUUUUGGUCGUUGUCUUGCUGAUACUGGCACGCGCAGUGGCAGAACCGAUCCUGCCAUCGGUAAUCAAGACGCGCAUCGCAUAUGAUGACUUGGAAUCACCAGCGGAUUGA